Messenger RNA from Aphanomyces invadans, 1533 nucleotides. RefSeq lists its product as hypothetical. NCBI's taxonomy places the organism in Eukaryota, Oomycota, Saprolegniomycetes, Saprolegniales, Verrucalvaceae. The coding region runs from base 36 to 1463 and encodes 475 amino acids. The record is from RefSeq and is a predicted model, not a curated record. Gene Ontology annotation, cellular component: lysosome. Gene Ontology annotation, molecular function: cysteine-type endopeptidase activity. The transcript has 4 exons.
GCGGGAUUGCACAUCACCUUUGUCGUUGCGACCGCAUGCGGGUGACCAUCCUUGCCGUCGCUGCCGCCGUUGCCACCUCUGCUUCCGUGCAGGUCCCAUCCGUAGAGGAUUUCGAAAAUGCCCUCCAUGAACACCGCAAGAUGUACAAAAGCGACGACGCGGAACCCCUCUCUCGAAGUGGCCGGGCUGUUCGUCAAGCCGCGCUGGCCAAGUCCGCUUCCAUUAUCUCAGAACACAAUGCGAACCCGCAUCGUUCCUACUCCAUGAAGUGGAACGCCAUGAGUGACCUGACGGACGCCGAAUACCUGGACCUCCUCCACACCACCCCCGAUGAAGUCCACAUACCGUCGCACCAUCGCGUACAACCAGAUUCAUUCCGCCGUCGCAUGCUUGCAUCCGACAAGUUUGCUGAUACGAUCGACUGGUCCACAAAGGACGGCGGCAAGUAUGUGACCCCUGUGAAGAAUCAAGGCACAUGCGGCAGUUGCUGGGCGUUCACUGGGGCCGCCGUAGUCGAGUCCAUGGCGGCCAUUCAGUCCAACACUCAAGCAAUCCCCUUGAGCGUGGAACAAAUCCUGAGCUGUUCACGAACGCUCCUGCAUAUUCAAAGUGCAUACCCUAACCGAAUGGUGAGCUCCGCGCGCGGCUGCGGUGGCGGCAUGACUUUCCUCGCGUACCAGUACCUCGAAAAGCUCAACCCACAUGGUCUCACCUGCGAACCGUUGCUCCCGUACCGCAUGAAGCUCUCGGCUGACGCGUACGAUGCUGCUCAGUGCAACGACGACCUGUCGCAAAACGUGUCGGCGGUGUGGGACGUGGGUGUGUCGUCGUAUGUCAGCAUCCAGAACGACGAAAGCGCCAUUGUGGAAGCUCUUCAAGAAGGCCCCGUCAGUGUGAGCAUCGACGCCAGUGGCUCCGGGUUUCGCCAUUAUGGAGGCGGCAUUUACGACGCGGCGGACUGCAAAUCGGACGGCGUCUUCGUGGAUCAUGCGGUGAUUCUCGUUGGAUAUGGCCGCGACGCAGCGACGGGGGAGCUGUACUGGAUCAUUCGAAACUCAUGGGGGAGCAUGUGGGGCGAAGCGGGAUACAUGAAGAUGCGGCGAUCUGGGAUCACGUCCAAGUCCGGUCCGUGCAACUUGUUCUUGUAUGCAUCACAGCCCAGGAGCGUUCGCCACGUGUCGAAUCCUGUGUGUGACCAGCUGGCCGAAGCGCCAGCGCCACCUGCGACCUUGGGCCUCAUGGCGUUUUGGCCAUCCAACCUCGAACAAGGGUCGCUGAUUUACGGCGUGUCGUCCGCGAUCGUCGUGCUAGGCGUACUCUUGCACUUUUACGGGGAAUAUCGACUGCAAGUGAAUUUCCCGCGGCAGACAUACGUCGAGAGCUUUAUGCGCCAUCAGCUGCCGACGCAAAGUCAAGUCCUCAUGCACAUGGCCCAGCGCAAAGCCAAGCAAGCCAUGGUGUAAUCCAAACAACCAUGAUGUAUACAUGCUCGUCUUGCGCAUGGGAUUGUCGACUGGGACUCUUGAAAUGUUA